Striga asiatica is the source of this 2364-nucleotide messenger RNA. The record is from the annotation of a GenBank genome assembly. Lineage: Eukaryota; Viridiplantae; Streptophyta; Magnoliopsida; Lamiales; Orobanchaceae.
CUUUUUUAUUUUCUAAUUUAUUUUUGUGAUCAAGAAAAUCAUAAGGUGUAAAUUAGUAAUUGCAGAAAUAUUCGCAUGCUCUCCAUAAAAAGUAUGAAACAAGACACAGCACUGUCAAGUGUCUCUUCAUAUGCACUGACCAUUUUUAUUCCAUUCUCACAUACAGCGAUACACCCAACAUCUAAAAGAAAAUAAAAUAAAAUAAAAAAGAAAAAAAAGAAAUCGCACAUGAUAAUUCUCAGAGUAGAGUCGGGAGUCAGCAAAAUUCAAACCCAACCAUUCAUUUAUUUCAAAUCCCAAAAAACCUUUUUGUUGUUUUCUUCUUCUCUGAAUAAAAUUCCUUGGAUCCACCACAUAUAUUUUUCAACUGUUUGUUUGUGGGCUGAGAAGGUUUAAUUUUAUUUUAUGGCGGAUACACAGAGCGACAUCGAGAGAAGGGAGAACGGCGAGGUGAGCCGGCGGGAAAUUAAAGCCGCCAUUGGCAAGGCCGUUGAGCUCAGAGCUCUUCACGCGGCGUUAAUGGCGGGGGACUUCACAGCCGCUUCCCCUUUUUCUCGUCAUGCCCGUAACUUAUCUGCUCAGGACUACCCAGUUUUCACCCCUAGUUAUACCGAUGAACCACCAUUACCAGGAUACCAGCAAGUCCUCACGGAAGACUCCGAAAGUUGGGCCGACGAAGAAAAUUUUUCAAUCGGUCACAAGAUUACGGGCUUUGAUACCCACAUAUGCCAAGCUUGGGAACAAAAGCCCAAAGCCCGCAACAAAAACCCAAGAUCCCGGCUGAACAGCAUGGAUGACGUCCAAUCAGUAUCAUCAUCAUGCAACAAAUGCCGGCCCGCAACCAUUAGCAGUGAGCCCGACGGGCCCACAAAGGCGAUCAAAAAGCCCAACAUCAUCGUGCCACUCACCGACUCACACCUGUCCCUCAACUCGAAACCGAGAAGCAAAAACGCUGUUUUGUCGUGGCUCUUUCCGAGGCUAAAGAAGAAGAACAAGAACGUGGGCUCGAUUAAUUCGCCAGCUCGAACCCAGGCACCCGAUGAAAUUUCUCAAAUGCUAAAUGAUUUGGGAAUUGUGUCUGUCGAAAAUUUGAAGAGGGAAUUGAUUGAGGCGAACGAGAGCCGGGAUGCGGCCUUGGGUGAAGUCAAAAAAUCACACCCCGCCAAUGAAAAACCCACGAAUCCACUGAGAAGACGAAACCCGAACGACAGACCACUCGAAAAUCCCAUCUUGCCCGUGGACGAGCAAGUAAUGGUCGAAGGCUUCCUGCAAAUAGUAUCCGAGUCGAGACUAUCCGUAAAACAAUUCUGCAAGACUCUAACUGCCCAAAUCGACCAUAAUCACGACCCCUCCCUAGUCGAAAACCUCAACUCCAUCCUUCAACCUUACAACCUCUCACUCGACUCCAAAUACUCGAGAACAGUUUCGUACCACAUAGAGGCUUUCAUCAACCAAUCACUCUACCAAGACUUCGAAAACCGAGUUUUCCGGAAAAACGGGGCCCCCAAGCUUCUGGACCCUUCCCAAGACCGGCAAGCUCGAUUCCAGUCAUUUGUGGACUUGAGGAAUUUGAGCUGGGACGAGGUCUUGAGGAAGGGGACAAAAUUCUAUAGCGACGAGUUUAGCAAAUUUUGUGAUGAGAAGAUGAGUGGUGUGGUUAAGGGGUUGGGGUGCACUAGGCCGUGGGCGGAGCAGCUGCUCCAGGCGUUUUUUGUGGCGGCAAAGUGCGUGUGGCUGUUGCAUUUGCUCGCCUUCUCGUUUAGGGAGCCAUUGGGUAUUUUGAGAGUGGAUGAGAAUGCGGUUUUUGAGGGAAGGUAUAUGGAGGAUGUUUUUGCCGAGAGGCAGAGGUCUGAGGGGCAUUGCCGGAUCAAGGUUAUGGUGAUGCCGGGUUUUUAUGUGUUGGAUAGUGUGGUUAAGUGUAAGGUUCUGUGCAGAUAUAAGCCUCUGUCUUAAAUUUACAAGUUGUGGAGUAAUUUUUCCUAAUUUCUUUAUCUCAUUUUUUUUAAUACUAUUAUGUGAUUAACAAGCUAAGGUUUUUUUGAGUUUUACAAAAAUUGGCCCUUUGAGUUGGAUAGUGAUGGGAUGGGAUCUAUGUUCAAGUAUUUUAAUUUGAGAGUGCAGUGUGUAGUAUUUUUAAGUUUUUGUAGCAAGUCUGUUAUAAUUUGAAAAGUAGUUAAAUGUCAAGUUGAUAGAGUUUUUAUUGGGGCAAACAAUCACACACAUUCAUAUUGAAUGAUUCAUAAAAGCCGUUUUGAAUAAAUGCAGAGAUGCUAAAAAUUGGAUGCCGAUUUGAUUCCAUUGUUUGAGAAAUUCCAGGGGUUUAUCGGGGAUUUAUGUGCAUGCCAACAGCGUGAUAUCAACAAC